Messenger RNA from Leptopilina boulardi, 3166 nucleotides. It is a transcript of the gene Kdm2, whose product is annotated as jmjC domain-containing histone demethylation protein 1. Gene Ontology annotation, molecular function: DNA binding; zinc ion binding; histone demethylase activity. Gene Ontology annotation, biological process: regulation of transcription by RNA polymerase II; protein demethylation. The record is from RefSeq and is a predicted model, not a curated record. Lineage: Eukaryota; Metazoa; Arthropoda; Insecta; Hymenoptera; Figitidae. Bases 201 to 3152 code for a protein of 983 amino acids. The transcript is spliced from 7 exons.
GGCGAUCUCGUUUCGCAAAAGAAUUGUAAUCAAAACCUCCGGUUCAAUAUUACAGCUGUUUAACAUUUGACAUGUGAAUACACAAAACAAUUUGAUAGUGAUUUAUCAUAAAAUACAAUUUCAUAAUAGUGUUAUAAUAAAAAUAUUAAUUAAAUUUUCAAUGAAAAUACGUAUGAUACGUUUUUGACAGCGUGUUUGCAAUGGCCGAUGAACCUGUCCCAGCACCAAAGAGGCGACAAUUGCGAGAGAGAACUAAGAAACUUUAUACAGAUGAUUGGGCUAUUGGCGAUGAGGAUAUUGAAGGUAGAAGGACAUUUCAACUUGAUGAAAAAAUUGAAUGUGAAAGAUAUAAUUUGAGCAAUUUUACGGGAUUAUUUCGCGAAAUGACUGGACAUGAAUUAAAUGUUGCUUAUUUACAAAAACACGGUUUGGGAAUACCACUUUUAUUUAGAGAUAAAGCUGGUUUGGGACUUCGUGUACCAAGUGCAAAUUUUACAAUUAACGAUGUCAGAACUUGUGUUGGUUCAAAAAGAAUAUUAGACGUAAUGGAUGUAAAUACACAAAAAAAUGAGGACAUGACAAUGAAGGAAUGGCAAAAAUAUUACGAGGAUCCAAAUAAGGGUCGACUUUUAAAUGUAAUAUCAUUGGAAUUUAGUCAUACAAAAUUGGAAAAUUAUGUACAAUCACCAACAUUAGUAAGACAAGUCGAUUGGGUUGAUGUAAUAUGGCCUCGUCAUUUAAAAGAAGCUCAAGUUGAGGCAACAAAUCUUUUAGAGGAUAUGAUGUAUCCAAAAGUGCAAAAAUAUUGUCUAAUGUCAGUUAAAGGUUGUUAUACUGAUUUUCAUGUGGAUUUCGGAGGAACAAGCGUUUGGUAUCACAUUCUUCGUGGUGGAAAAAUUUUUUGGCUAAUACCACCAACUGAAAAAAAUCUCUCACUUUAUCAAGAAUGGGUUUUAAGUGGUAAACAAUCGGAUGUAUUUUUUGGCGAUAUGGUCGAAAGAUGUGGUCGUGUUAGUUUAAAAGCUGGUAUGACUUUAUUUAUUCCAACUGGAUGGAUACACGCUGUAUAUACACCACAAGAUUCACUUGUUUUUGGUGGUAAUUUUCUUCAUAGUUUUGGCAUUGAUAAACAAUUAAAAGUUGCACAAGUUGAGGAACACACGAAAGUACCGCAAAAAUUUCGAUAUCCAUUCUUUACGGAAAUGCUUUGGUACGUUUUGGAAAAGUACGUUCAUGUUCUUUUGGGAAGAAGUCAUUUGGAUAUUCCUGAAUCGCAUCCUCAACAUUCAAUGCCAUUGCAGCAUCAUCAUCAUAUUCAUUUGACUCCAUACGAAUUGCAUGGAUUAAAAUCGAUAGUAAUGUACUUGCAUUCUUUGCCUUCGACAAAAAAAAAUGUACCGGAUUUAAUACGUGAUCCUGUGGCCUUAAUACACGAUGUAAGGUGUUUGGUUGAACAACAUCGACAUGAUAAUCCAGAAGCAGCUGUUACGGGCAUUCCUGUUUUACCACCACCACCACCAAUGACAAUAGCCGAACGUGAACGUUUGAAAGCGACUAAAAAGACAUUGACAAAAAUUCAACGUCAGCAAAUAAUAAUUGAAAAACAAGAUUCAAAAUCUGCUUGUGCAAGAAGACGACGAACACGUUGUAAAAAAUGUGAGGCUUGCACGAGACAAGAUUGUCAAGAAUGUGUCUAUUGUCAAGAUAUGGUGAAAUUUGGCGGUACAGGAAGAGCAAAACAAACAUGUCUAAUGAGACAAUGUCUAAGGCCAAUGUUGCCCGUUACCGCUGCUUGUAAAAUCUGUAAUCUCGACGGAUGGGGUCAACAACCUUCGCCUCUAAUGGGCAAACCGAUCCCAAUGACACCGUCUGGUUUAUCAGAAUGUCAAGUCUGUUUCGAUAUUGUUCAUCCACAAUGCGUUGGUGUUGAUCCCUUGUCAAUAUCAUUUAACGAAGAUUUGCCAAACAGUUGGGAAUGUUUGAAUUGUUGUGAGAAGGGACGAAAUUUAGAUGGAAAACGUCAGGGAAAAGUUCGUGCGAGAAAACUCUCGGUAUCGAGCGCCGCUUCAUCGGUACCGACAACAGAUUCCGAAAGAGCUACAACGCCAAGUAAAAGAUCGAGACCUGAUCCAACAGAGACUUGGGCGGAUCGAGAACCAGCUGAAGGUGAACAAAGAACAGCCCUAAGAACACAAUUAGCAUCACAACUAACAGGAUCGAGUAGUAAAUCUCUAAAACGACCGAGUGUUGUUGUUCGACCGAUGCCAUUGCCUCCAAUUCAUAGACCAAAUCACGACAGUAGUGGACAAUUUUACGUGUACAAUAAAAUUGCAAUUCUCUCAAUUUUCAGGUAUUUACCAAUCAAGGACCUAGUGAAUUGUGCACUAGUUUGUCGUGCCUGGUCCAGAUACACGAUAGAUCCAUGUCUUUGGCGACGACUCGAUUUAUCACAUGUUCAAUUGACACCGGCACAUUUAACAGGUAUAACACGUCGUCAACCCGAGAGACUCACGUUAAAUUGGACAAAUGUUACAAAACGACAACUCGCCUGGCUUCUCAGUCGAUUACCACAAUUGCGUAGUCUUUCACUUCAAGGUUGCACUUGGUCUGGUGUUUGUGCCCUUCGAACAUGUGCCUGUCCACCAUUAACAUCACUUGAUUUAAGUCAUGUCUCUGGUUUAAAUGAUUCGAGUUUACGUGAAGUUUUAAGUCCACCAACUGAUUCACGUCCAGGUUUAAUUGACAAGACAUCGCGUUUAAAAUAUUUACGAAAUUUAUCCCUAGCUGGCUGUGACAUAACCGAUGUUGCUUUACGUUAUGUAUCUCAACAUUUACCUCAUUUGGAAAAUCUCGAUUUAUCAUCGUGUGGUCGUGUUACUGAUGCUGGUGUUGCACAAUUAGCUGCACCACCCGCACAAACAAUGAAUCAUCUUGUCUCAUUGAAUUUAUCAAAUUGUAAAUUACUCACUGAAACCACACUCGAUCAUCUAUUGAGAUGUAAUGCAUUAAAACGUCUUGAUUUACGGCACACAACUCAAGUUUCAACGCAAUCAGUUAUUAAAUUUGCGGCAAAAAGUAUUCAUAAUUUACAUGUGACAGAUGUUAAAUUAGUUGAGGAGAAAAAAGGUAAAAAUGAAACUCGAGGAACGUGAGACGAAGCCGAAGA